AUUUGAAUCCGCCAUUUUAUAUUUCUAUCGUAAAAACACGUGUCCACGUGUUUCUAACUAUUUUUCAACAAUAAAAUAAACUCAUACAUGUUUUCAAAUAUUUAAAUAAUAAUAUUUGAAUUUAGUAAAAUAAUAAAUUUAAUCUAUUGUUAUUAAAUAAUUUAAACAAUGGGUAAACUUGAUGUCACAGGAUUACGUUAUCUUUCUAAGGAAGAUUUUCGUGUUUUGACUGCUAUUGAAAUGGGAAUGAAAAAUCAUGAACUUGUUCCUGCAAUGCUUGUUGCUCAAAUUGCAAACUUACGUCAUGGUGGUGUUCAUAAAUUAUUAAGGGAAUUGUCCAAACAUAAAUUAGUUAGUUAUGAACGAGGAAAACGAUAUGAUGGUUAUCGUUUAACUAAUGCAGGAUAUGAUUAUCUAGCUUUAAAAGUCCUAUCAUCUCGUGAAGUAGUAUCAUCAUUUGGUAAUCAAAUAGGUGUAGGAAAAGAAUCAAAUAUAUAUGUAGUAGCUGACAAAAAUGAUACUCCAUUGUGUUUAAAAUUACAUCGUCUUGGCCGGACAUGUUUCCGUAACAUAAAAGAUAAACGAGAUUAUCAUAAAAAUCGUAAGUCCAUGUCAUGGUUGUAUUUGUCUCGUGUAUCAGCAACUCGUGAAUUCGCUUAUAUGAAAGCACUUGAAGAUCGUGGAUUUCCUGUACCAAAACCCAUUGAUUUUAAUCGUCACUGUGUUAUUAUGGAAUUAGUUGAUGGUUAUCCAUUGUGUUCAAUAAAACAAGUUGAAAAUCCUGAUAAAUUGUAUGACGAACUAAUGAAUUUGAUAGUACGAUUUGGUAAUCAUGGAGUCAUACAUGGUGAUUUUAAUGAAUUUAAUAUAAUGAUUACGGAUGAGGGAAAACCGAUUAUUAUUGAUUUUCCACAGAUGGUAUCUACUGAGCAUCCUAAUGCUGAAUAUUUUUUUGAACGUGAUGUUAAUUGUAUAAGAACAUUUUUUAAACGAAGAUUUGAUUAUGAAAGUGAAUUAUAUCCGUCAUUUAAAGAUAUUGAUAGAGAAGAUUGUAUUGAUGCUGAAGUUAAAGCUAGUGGGUUGACUAAAGAAAUGGAAAAAGAUUUACUUGUUGGUAUGGGAAUGAUAAAUGAUGAUGAUGAUGAUGAUGAAAAUAAUGAAAACGAUGAAAGUAAUCAAGACAAUAAUGCUGAUGAUAAAGACAAUGAGGAAAAGACUUUAGAUGAUGCUAAAAUUAAAUUAUUACGAGAUGAAGUCGAUGAAAGUAUUGCUAGAGAUUUAAAUGAACAAUUAAAGAUAAAAGUUGAUACUGAUGGUAAUAAUGAAGAGCAAAUUGAACGAGUUGAUGAAAGAAGAGAUUUUUCUGAUGAUGAUGGUGAGUCGCAGUUUGAUAAUCGAAGUUUAUGGAGUACUGCAUCGACAAUUGAUCCGAUGGUGGUAAAGAAACGGGUAAAACAAUCAUUGCUGAAGCGAGAGCAUCGCGCACAGUCGAGAAAAAUUUUAGCUAAGGGUGAAGCUAGUGCAACUACACGACAGAGGCGUGAAAAUCGUAAUAAUAUUCAACAAUCUACUGGCGGCGGUAUCUGGGGAGAUUAAAAUUUUUUUUAUAUUCCAUACCCCAAGCGUAGGUGUGUUGAGUGCGCUUAACAAUUUCCUCAAAAAUUUUAAAUAUUUUUCGUAAUUAAAUAAUUUAGUAUAAAGUUUAUACAUCAAUUAAAUUAUUUUAUUGUAAGUACUUUUUUUCUUUUUAGUUUCUUAGAACUAUCAAUGAAUUUCGAGGUACAAAAGUAAAAAUAUUUUUUUCAAAAAUUUAUGAUUAAAAUAUUUUUAAAAUAAUGUUCAUUUUUAAUUAAAAAUUUGUCGAAUUUUUCAUAAUGACUUUAAUAAAAAAAAAAUAUACGCAAAUAUUUUGUUUAA
Messenger RNA from Microplitis demolitor, 1917 nucleotides. RefSeq names its product serine/threonine-protein kinase RIO2 (gene RIOK2). The transcript has 3 exons. Gene Ontology annotation, biological process: maturation of SSU-rRNA; protein phosphorylation. Bases 169 to 1596 code for a protein of 475 amino acids. The record is from RefSeq and is a predicted model, not a curated record. Gene Ontology annotation, cellular component: preribosome, small subunit precursor; nucleus; cytosol. NCBI's taxonomy places the organism in Eukaryota, Metazoa, Arthropoda, Insecta, Hymenoptera, Braconidae. Gene Ontology annotation, molecular function: ATP binding; protein serine/threonine kinase activity.